This is a messenger RNA of Ceratitis capitata (Mediterranean fruit fly), 2217 nucleotides long. RefSeq names its product RNA-binding protein 45. The record is from RefSeq and is a predicted model, not a curated record. Gene Ontology annotation, molecular function: RNA binding. Lineage: Eukaryota; Metazoa; Arthropoda; Insecta; Diptera; Tephritidae. The transcript has 9 exons. The coding region runs from base 137 to 1567 and encodes 476 amino acids.
CUCAUUCCUAUUACCGGUAUACAUACUUUAUACCACGCCAUUUUAUCUGUAACCAAUUGAAAAUUUUCCCAAUAUCAAAAUAUUUUUUUAAAACUUAAGAAAAGCAGUGUCUUUAAAGGAAAUUCCGACAAAUUCAAUGUCUGAUUAUCGUUCUCAAUCCCGGGAUGGUCACCGUGAUAGUGGUCGUGGGGGUGGUGGCCGAGAUUACUCCAGUGAUGAUGAUCCACCCAUGUCGCGUCUUUUCAUAAUUUGUAAUAAAGCUCAUACAGAAGAAGAUUUUCGUGACGCAUUUUCACCCUAUGGAGAGAUCGAAGACAUUUGGGUCGUGAAGGAUAAAAAUUCCGGCGAAAACAAAGGAAUAGCGUAUGUAAAAUUUGCAAGAACUUCAGAUGCCGCUAAAGCACAGGAAGAGAUGAAUGGGAAAACUAUUGGUAAAAUGGAUCGCACUUUGAAAGUUUUAGUGGCUGCCAAUCGAAACCAAGGAUCCAAUAAAUCCGAAAAUGAACAAGAAAAGUAUGUGCGUCUCUUCAUUGUUAUUUCAAAAUCAGCAACAGAAGAAGAAAUUAGAAAUGAAUUCUCCCAAUGGGGCGAUGUGGAAAAUGUGACUAUUGUCAAAGAUAAAUCGACUGGAUCACCCAAAGGAUUUGGCUAUGUUCGAUUUACAAAGUUUUAUCAUGCAGCUGUAGCUUUUGAAAAUUGCUCACCCAAAUAUAAAGCUGUUUUCGCAGAACCAAAAGGAUCUACACGAUCUCAGAGGGAUCAAUAUGGACGACAAGCGGACGAUAACCCUAUUAUGAGCUCUGGUCGCAGUGGCGGCGGCGGUGGUGGUAGUACUACUAUUGGUGGCGGUGGUUCAUACAACAAUGGAAACUUCAACAAUGAUUGGAAUUGCUCUUUCAAUAGUGAUAUGGCAGCAUUUCUUCGUAUGCAGAAUGUACCAGUGCCACAACCAACUUGUUUGGAAGUCAUUGCCAGCAAUUGUGUCAAUCAAGAUCAGUUAUGGCGAUUAUUUGAUAUUAUUCCCGGCCUAGAUUAUUGCCAAAUAACAAGAGAAUACGGGCCAAGAACUAAUGAAGCGAUUGUUGUUUACGAUAAUCCUGAAGCGGCUAUUUAUGCUAAAGAUAAAUUGCAUGGUUUGGAAUAUCCGAUGGGAGAGCGAAUCAUAGUCAAAGUAGCUGGCAUGAGUUCGGCUCGUAUGGAUACAUCCUUUAUCGAUAAACGUACUAAGAAGGAUUCGAUAUGCAAUGUACCAUUGCCUCCUGCUCAGCCAAUGGUAUCACCCGAUACGCAAGUUGCCCAACGGUUGUUUAUCGUUUUAGCAGCGAAUCUUCCCCAGUCUAUCUUGAAAAAUGUGUUUUCCUGCUGGAAAGGAUUAAUCGACGUAUACCUUCUGCCGAAUAAAAAUUGUGGCUAUGUUAAGUACGCAGAUCGAGACAGUGCACAAAAGGCUAUACAGACGUUAAACGGUGCUGAAAUUUGUGGCACCAAAAUUAAGGUAAUGGAAGCCGAAGAGCGUGGUAAUGGUGACGGCGAUGAUAAUAAUAGGAAACGGCUUAGAAGAAAUUAAGCACAUACAUAAAGCAAACCAAAUUAAAACCAUAACAGUAACGUUCCAUUACUUAAUAUAAAACAAGAAAUAAAAUGAAACUAACUGACUGCAGAAAACAUUUACGGAAACUAAACGCAAACGGAGUUUAAACGGAAACUGGUAGAUACAGUAUGUACGGAUGAUUAUACAGAGCUAGUGGUGUAAGCAUAUACAUAAGAAUAUGUAAAAUGCUUCUGCAAUGAACUAAAACCACCAAACGAAACGACUCAGACCUUCACAAUCACUAUGUUUGUCACUGUCAUAAUCAUCAAAAUCUGAAGCCACAGAAUGCCACUUGUAGACAAAAUGACCAAUUUGAGACCAAAAGAUACCCAGAAACCACACAUGAGUCAAAAAUGUUAACGAUGCGCAACGGACACUCUCAAAGAGCUACAGUACUGAAAACAACAACAACAAACAAAUUGAUAUUACAAAUGUUAAUUUGAGCAGAGUUUUUUAAUAGAACAAAAAAAAAAUGUGUUAAACGAAAUUAACGAAAUAUUAAACUGAACUAAAACCCAUAUGGACAAAAUAAUACACGCCUCAUCACGAUGCAAGAACCGAAUUAACUUUACCAAAAUAAACUUAAUACUCCCUUCAAUUUGCAUAUACUUCAAAUUAGAAACUUU